This is a messenger RNA of Drosophila mojavensis, 1678 nucleotides long. Its product is annotated as E3 ubiquitin-protein ligase NRDP1. The coding region runs from base 268 to 1272 and encodes 334 amino acids. The record is from RefSeq and is a predicted model, not a curated record. NCBI's taxonomy places the organism in Eukaryota, Metazoa, Arthropoda, Insecta, Diptera, Drosophilidae. Gene Ontology annotation, molecular function: ubiquitin protein ligase activity. The transcript has 2 exons. Gene Ontology annotation, biological process: protein ubiquitination.
CUAAACAACAUACACAUGUGUACGAAUGUCAGUGGAGAUUCGAAGCAGCAGUAACUGAAAAAUUUAUUCGAGAUUCUUGUAAAAAUUUGUUGAAAAACUCAGCACAGAUCAACUCAACUGCCGGCUGAGACGCAACUCUCAUAUUUCGAAACGAAAUUAAUGAAAAAUCAAAUAUUUCGGCUUCUGUCGGUAGCAUACACGCGUAAGUGAGGUCGUUUCGUUUAGCGAUUAGAAUUCAGAACCAACUAGUCAAACUACCAACCAAUUAUGGGCUACGACCAGGGCUUAAUUGUUGGCCACGUCGACGAGGAGCUGCUCUGCCCCAUCUGUGCCGAUGUGCUGGAGGAGCCAAUGCAGUCAUCGAGCUGUGAGCACGCAUUCUGUCGUUUCUGCAUCGAGAAGUGGAUACAGGAGAAGCAAAUCUGUCCAGUGGAUCGCUCGGAUCUGUUGCCCAUCCACUUGAUUCCCGUCUCCCGUCUCAUGCGCAACAUGCUGGCACGCCUGAGGAUCAAGUGCAGCUUCGCGGAGAACGGCUGCACGGCGCUGAUGCCCCUGGGGGAGUAUCGCGACCAUGUGGCCAGCUGCCAGAACAACCCCAAGGUUGUCGUCUUGUGCAACAGAGGCUGCGGCAUGCGUGUGCCGCGGGACGAGAUGAGCCGUCACAACUGUGUGUUCGAGCUGCGGGAACAGCUGCAGGAUCAGGUGAACGAAAUAUCCGAGCUACGGGAAAUGCAGGCCCAUCAGGAGCGACGCUUGAGCGAGCAUCGACGCGAGCUGGAGCUGGUGCAAUACUAUGUGGCCGCACUGAGAUCCACGAAUCCGGUUAUACGCAAUGUGGGCGACCAGCUGGAUCGCUACUCGCUGAUGCGCUGGGGUCGCACCCUGCCGCUGGCCACGGUUCGCACUUGGGGCAGCCUCAUCUCCACUCCGGACACGCCCAUGCACAUGAUGGUGCGCGAGGGGCUGCGCUCCAGUGGCUGCCCGAUGCACCUGGUCAAUGUGCUAAUGGACUGCUGCUACGAGGACAGCUGGCCGGAGGGCCUGGCCACGCUCGAGAUGCGUCGCUUGAAUCUGCAUCGGCUGGCACAGUUUGUGACGCGUCUGCUGCCCGUUGUGAUCACUGGGAAGCCGUGCGCGGUCAUUCUGGGCGGCGACAAUGCGCACAUGCCCGAGAAUCUUCGCCCGGUGCUGGGUGUGAUUAUGAUAUUUGUUGAUGGCGUCGAGCCGGUGCCUUCGGAUCCGGCACCAAUGCCGGACGGCGACUACCUCUGAGUGCAAUUCGUAGACGUUGUUUAUUCGUGUUCGAUCGAUCCAAAUUAAUUUUCGACAGCGAUGAGAUUAAACCAAACCCAAAUGAAAAGCAAAACCCAAAACGAACAAACAAACUAAAAUAUAAAUAUUACAAAUUUGCUGCAAUUUCUUACAUUUCGCGUUCGGCAUCCAUUGGAGUGGGAUGCACUUAAACAAUGUUGCCUGUGUGUCUAAAAAUUAUAUCAUCUAAGUUCCGUACACAAUUCUGCUCAAGCAAAAACAACAACAAAAUUUAAUGGUUGGGAUACAUAUGGGAAGCAAUAAAAAAUCGCCUCGAUGAGGGAAUCAAAUCUACAAGUGAGACACAAAUACGAACAUAAACAAGAAAGACACAAAAAAUAGAAUUAAUAAAAAUAAAAUAAAGGAA